GUUACACAACAGGCAACGCUUCACCUUCAAGACCACGGCUGCCAUCGCUUUGUCUGGUUGAGCGGGUGACUAGGCGUGGGGCCUGCGGUGUGCCCGCGCUUGCAGCUUUUAGCUGUGGCGUUCAACUUCUUCGGUUUCGUCGCAGGGUUGCAAGCACAUGUCAGCGGCGGGCGCAACCAACCCUGGACUCCCUUCUGACUUUUUGGUUCGGUACUGAAGUGCUGAGCGCUCGUGAGCAGCUAAACGACGCAGCCUAUCUUCGCGGUCGGACGAAGAUGUGGUACCUGAGCGGCGCGAAGCAUGAUGAAACGGCACGAAGCUAUUUGCCGCUCCUGGAGCAGGAGCACAAGCUUUGGCCGCAAAGGGAGGCUCUUAAGCCAACGGAGGUCUCCGAGUCGGAGAAUUUGGCCAACUUGGCAAGAGUCGUGCUCUUCGACCAGAUCCCGAGGAAUGCUUUCAGAGGGACAGCUAAGGCAUUUGAUUAUGAUGGGCAGGCAUUGGAAGUGAGCGAUCAGCUCCUGCAAACUGGAUUUGCGGACUCUUGCUCUGCUGCUGAGUU
This is a messenger RNA of Symbiodinium pilosum, 559 nucleotides long. The record is from the annotation of a GenBank genome assembly. Lineage: Eukaryota; Dinophyceae; Suessiales; Symbiodiniaceae.